AUGGCUAUCAACUCGCUCCUCUUCAGCAUCCUCUUCCAUCUGUGCCUGGCCCCUCUGGGUCUUGCCGCGCCCGUUUCUACUGAAUCGUUGGACAGCAGCUGGCACUACGGCACCGGUGGUGGGCUCAUCGGGCUUAUUAUCUUGGUUCUGGAUAUCAUUGUGAUCGUCGAGGUCAUCAAAUCCAGCCGCCCACCAGUACACAAGCUUCUCUGGUGCUUGAUCGUCUUCCUCUUCCCUCUCGUCGGGUUGAUCGUCUACUAUAUCUUUUCGAAUCGGUCGGCUUACCAGCGCGGAUCUGGGUAUGAGGUUCUCUCGUGA
Messenger RNA from Dichotomopilus funicola, 318 nucleotides. RefSeq lists its product as uncharacterized. NCBI's taxonomy places the organism in Eukaryota, Fungi, Ascomycota, Sordariomycetes, Sordariales, Chaetomiaceae. The record is from RefSeq and is a predicted model, not a curated record. Bases 1 to 318 code for a protein of 105 amino acids. The transcript has 2 exons.